Anopheles marshallii is the source of this 1509-nucleotide messenger RNA. Its product is annotated as serine protease gd-like. The coding region runs from base 1 to 1509 and encodes 502 amino acids. Gene Ontology annotation, biological process: proteolysis. Lineage: Eukaryota; Metazoa; Arthropoda; Insecta; Diptera; Culicidae. The record is from RefSeq and is a predicted model, not a curated record. Gene Ontology annotation, molecular function: serine-type endopeptidase activity. The transcript has 3 exons.
AUGUUGACGGUACGAAUAAACGUCAACCGUUCGUCGCGAUCAGCUCCUCCGUUCAGUUUGCUGAUGCGAACGUGCGUCUGUCUGCUGGUACUGCUCGGUCCGCUAGCACACAGCCCGGUAGAGGGUCAAUAUCUGCAGUCACCGUGUCCGAACGUGUUUUCGUACCGACUCGACCCAGGCACCAACCAGGCGUUCGGCUACGUCGAGCUGCAGGGUCUACGCAUCGGUCAGUUGGUCAAGCUGAACAUCGAUCUUUCAAUUGGCAUCGCCGUACCGCAGAACAAUGUUGGAUCGAUCACUUUAAUUAAAUCGAGAGAACAAACGUUUCGCGACAUCUACAACAACCAACCGGCACAGUAUCGCGUUAAUUUCCCGUUCAAAAAUGUCAUCCCGAGUGUGUUGGCAAUUAGCGUGAACGGUCAAACCAUCUGUACCGGUCAGAAAGCGACCGGGCAGGUAGUAACCACGAUCAACUUGGAGCAUACGCUCUUCACACAGAUGCAACCACUUUCGAACGGAAAUGGUAACAACUUUAACACCAUACAGUACCAACCGCCACAGAAUACAGCCCCACAAGCCCCCGUAUAUCAACCUGUGCAGAUACCUCAGCCGGUCAUAACACAAAGACCACAGGUGUUACAACCGCAACGACCACAGGCGAUACAUCCGCAACGACCACAGGUGAUACCAACACAACAGCCACAGGUGAUACAAACUGGAUGUGGUCAACCGGCAGCAGUUUUCAAUCGUCUCUCGAUCAACGGAAUCCGAUCGCCCAAAGGACAGUUCCCGUGGGCGGCUCCAAUCUUCGAUAAUGGCGCACCAUCCAAACCUAAAUACAUCUGUGGCAGUACAAUCAUUUCAACGCUACACCUAGUAACUGCAGCUCACUGCAUGUACGAUUCGUUCGGUGUACCACGAAAGGCGGAAGAAGUAAUGACUGUGCCGGGCAUGUACAACAUCGACAACUUCUUCGAUGCGGAUCUGCAGGAGCGGAUGGUAUCGACCAUCUAUAUCCACGAUGAUUACUACUUUGAGGAAUCAGGACUGGUAGACUCUGACAUUGCCGUGCUAAAGGUCGACCAGCCCAUUGUCUAUACUAGUCUAGUAAGACCAAUCUGUGCGUGGAGCGAAAUUGACAACCUGGAACAGAUCGUCGGUGUCAAAGGCUUCGUGUCAGGCUGGGGUGUCACUGAGAAUGGAGAUGCGAAGUACCCUAGCUAUGUCGCCGCUACGAUCGUCAGCCGACCCGCAUGCUCCCGUAAUCUGGAAAAACUUAUUGCCGGCUCGGCACGUUUGUUCUGCGGGGACGGACACGGAUCGGUACCGUGCACUGGCGAUUCUGGCAGUGGGCUUGUCAUCAAACGUGGCCAAAAGUACUACCUGCGCGGUAUCGUAUCUAUCGGCCAGUUUGACCCUAAUACACUAACCUGCGCACGUGACAAAUACGUAGUCUAUACUGAUAUUGCACCAUUCCGUUACUGGUUGUCGAAAAUUAUUAAAUCUUAG